Molecule: messenger RNA, 4967 nt
Organism: Acipenser ruthenus (sterlet)
Lineage: Eukaryota; Metazoa; Chordata; Actinopteri; Acipenseriformes; Acipenseridae
Product: lethal(3)malignant brain tumor-like protein 3
Exons: 22
Coding region: 107-2557 (816 amino acids)
Biological process (GO): regulation of DNA-templated transcription
Cellular component (GO): nucleus
Molecular function (GO): zinc ion binding; protein binding
Source: RefSeq, a predicted model, not a curated record
AUACAGUCCAAGCGCUCGCUCCGCUCUCCGCCCAUGCGCAUUGGCUGCUGCCUGGGCAAUUUGUCAGUACUCGUGAGAGAAUUUGGAAUUCAGCAGUACCCUCAACAUGAUGGAAGAGUUAGCAAGUGGGGGUGCCCAGGAAUUUGAUGUCUAUGGUGCCAUGGACUGGAAAGAUGGAGUUGGGACUCUUCCAGGCAGUGAGCUGAAGUUCCGAGUGAAUGAGUUUGGCGUUUUGGAGGUGAUUACUGAUGAAGCUGAAGUGGAAAGUGGAAAAAAGGCUCAUGCCACAACAACAUGGGCAGUGCCCACCGCACAAGAAGCUUUUUCAGAAACCCAAGCUACACCAUUUAAAGAAGAGGCGACAACAACCACUAAGGGAGAGCUUUGUUGUGAGCACUGUCAUGAGUGUGGCCCUCCACAGGAUUUUCUUGGUGGUGGAAAAUUUUGUAGUGAAAAGUGUAUGAAGUUGGUACAAGAAAUCUCUAGAGAACAGAAGCUGAAGAAAGAAGCACCAAAAUCCAGUGAGGAGGAUGUCUCGAAAUGCAUCCGAAAAAGAAAAAACAAAGCGUCUGAGAACAUGAAAGAACAGCAAAAAGAGAACGGAGACGAGGCGGGAGAAGAGGAAGAUGACCCUUACGAAAAGCCAGACAGGAAAAUACAGAAAGGACCUCAAAGGACUCGCAGAAAAAGAAGAGGGGAUGCUGCCCUGCUGAAGCAAACAAUGCCUUAUGGGGGGAAGAAGAAAUCAUGGAGUUGGGCAUCAUAUCUGGAACAGGAAAAAGCAAUUGCUGCACCAAGCAAACUAUUUAAAGAGCACCAGUCCUUUCCGCACAGCAAAACUGGAUUCAAAGUAGGAAUGAAAUUGGAAGGAGUGGACCCUGAACACCCUUCAAUGUACUGUGUUCUUACUGUUGCUGAGGUAUUGGGCCACAGAAUAAGACUUCAUUUUGACAAUUAUUCAGAUUGCUAUGACUUUUGGAUAAAUGCAAACUCUGCAGAUAUCCAUCCAGUAAGCUGGUGUGAAAAAACUGGACACAAACUUCACCCACCGAAAGGGGUCAAAGAAGAUGAAUUUAACUGGCAGUCAUACCUGAAGCUAUGCAAGGCUCAGGCAGCACCCAAAUCUCUGUUUGAAAACCGAAACACAACUGUUACCCCUUCAGGUAUUCGGAUAGGAAUGAAGUUCGAAGCAAUUGAUAAGAAGAACCCCACUUUUAUCUGUGUUGCCACAGUAACUGACAUGGUCGACAGUCGCUUUCUGGUGCACUUUGAUAAUUGGGAUGAGAGCUACGACUACUGGUGUGAUGCAACAAGUCCCUAUAUUCACCCCAUUGGCUGGUGUAAACAACAUGGCAAAGUCCUCACUACUCCUCCAGAUUACCCAAAUGUUAAACAUUUUAGCUGGGAAACAUAUUUGGAAGAAACCAAUUCAUUACCUGCCCCUGCAAGAGCUUUUAAAAUGAAACCACCUCAUGGUUUUCAGAAAAAUAUGAAGUUAGAGGCUGUUGACAAAAGGAACCCUGUGCUUAUUAGAGUUGUGACAAUCGUAGAUACAGAUGAUCACAGAAUGAAGAUCCAUUUUGAUGGCUGGUGUGAUGAGUAUGAUUACUGGGUUGAUACAGACAGCCCUGACAUUCACCCAGCUGGCUGGUGUGCUAAAAUAGGCCAUCCCCUUCAGCCACCUAUCAGUCCACAGGAUAUGUUUGAAGCCUCAGAACAAGGAGGAUGUCCUACUCCAGGAUGUAAAGGGGUUGGACACAUAAAAGGAGCCAGAUACUCAGGUCACCACAGUGCUGUCGGCUGCCCUUAUUCUGACAUCAAUAUCAACAAGGACUCUGUGCUUCCAGACCGCCUCAGUGGAGAAAUGCCUCUGUCCAGUCCAGCCAUGCCAAAGAACAAAAAAGGAGAAGUAAACGGUGUACCAACACCCCCCUUACUUGAAAAACACUCAAAUUCAAAUAACUGCAGGUAUCCUUUAGCUGCCAAUCGCUCUGCAGAGAGUUCUGGAACAGAAAAGAUUCCUCCAGAGGAAAUAGACAGCGAGCCACCACACAAGAAACCUCUCCUAUGUAAUAACAAGGGAAAGAAACAUAACAGAGUUGGACGUCCAUGUAAACAACGGAAAGUAGAGGAGUUGGAGGAAGAGGAGGAGAUAGAUAGUGAGGUGUCUUCAAUUACUGAAGCCAAAGAAACAGAAGAGCUCACUUUGCAGCAAGCCCUGCACCAGUCAGUGUUCAUGCCUUCCACGUCUCCAUUACCCAGUCUACCUCUGUGCUGGGAGCAACACAGCAAACUCCUUCCCAGUGUGCCUGGUAUAACUGCCAGCAAAGUGGCCCAAUGGACUGUACAAGAGGUUUCAGAAUUCAUCCAAGGUUUACCAGGGUGCAAUGAGCAGGUCAUAACAUUCCGAGAGCAGCAAAUUGACGGAGAGGCAUUUCUGCUGCUCACCCAGGUGGAUCUUGUGAAGAUAAUGAGCAUUAAACUGGGACCUGCCUUGAAAAUCUACAAUUCUAUUCUGAUGUUCAAAUCUGCAGAGAACUCCUACAAUGAACUGUAAGCACUUGAGGGGAGAGGAGGACAGACAUUUUUGCACUUAAGCUCAAAUAAAGCUAUUGUUUAAAUCCAAGCACAAAUGUUUGCGUGAAUGACCAAGAUGGGCCUGUAAAGUUCUGACAGGGAUUCAAUAAUGUACCUCAUGUCUAGUGCAGUGUUCCAUGGCUGGAACGUCUCCAAGACGCACAGAGUGUCAGUGUCUGCUACACUAUAAUGCAUUCAUUUUGCCCUCUUUCUACUACUCUGGUUAGCACCCUGUAUUUCCCAUGGUGCCCUUGCACUACACACCAAAUUUCACUGUCUCAUGGUGGUAUGAUACUACCGCGUGUUGAACCUCCCUCCUUUUUUAAAAGCCAACUUCAGUAUGUGUUUUGUUUACAGGAAAAUUCCAAACCAUAAUAAAGUUACUUGUGUUUUAAGUAGCUGAAAUUAGCACCCUAUGCAAUUAACUAGUCUGCUCAUAAUGGUUUUAAAUCAGUGAAAACCAAAGUUAAUUAUCAGUUUAUUUCAGUAAUAUUUAUUUCAGUUGUUAAAAAAAAAACCAUAAAAUGUAAUAUUACAGUGUUUUUAUUAUAAAAAAAACAGAAGCUUCAAACUGUGUUGUUUGUAUUACUAUUGUUUAAAGUUAAAGCUUGUGCUUUUACAGUAAAUAAAGUUUGCCUGUUAUGUGAGUAUCCUUUUGCUGAGCAUGUUAGGAAAAUGUUCGUGCUCAGGAUUCUGAAAGUAGUAUUUUCACAGCUGGAAGGACGAUUUAAUUGAAUACAUCCAUGGAAAUUGGAUAAUGCAUUUGUGACAGUUUAGCAUCACGGCCAAGCUGUUAUCGGCAGGAAGAGCGCCACAGAACACAGAAAGCUGCAGUUUCAGCGCAAAUGCGCACGUUUAAUAAACAAAGACAGUGGAUGAAACAAAAGACAUUAACAAAACAAAAGGCACAAAACAGCUAUACAAAACUCAGGGAUGGACAUAAACACAACACAGCAACACAGCACAUGGACCUCCACCUCUACCACCAACAUUAAUUCCCUAAACUCAUACUAAACUAACACCCGUGGUCACCCUUUUUAUACACCUGUGGCUGGCGCCUAAUUAAUAAUUUAAUCAUUCCAGACACAUCCCCACGUGUUUUCGCAAGGAGGAAUUUAACCCCCUCCCUGCCACCCAAUAUCCCCCACACAAACACACACCCAUGCACUGGCAAGGCUUUCACCCUGCCACGCUGCCACAACAUUUUAAACAUUAUCAGGUUUUGAUGAAUUUUAAAUAAAGCUGUGCGUGGGGAAGGCACUUUUAAGCUCAUGGGAGUUGAGCAAUUUUGAUUUCACAAAUAGAAUCUUGCAGUGUUUGGUAACAGUUUUUUUUUCUUACUGUUUGUGUGAGAAGCUGUAAGGUACAAAAGCAAUAGGCUGGCAGCUUGCAGGGAUACAUAUUCAACAUUAAUCCAAAAGUCAGAAUAAUUCAAAAGGAUUAAGGAGAAAGCAUUCCAAAACCCCUUGAGUACUAUCAACUCAUAUUUUUCCAUUUGCAGUAUCAUCAGUGGCACAGAUGUAGAAUGGUGCAUGUUUUCACACUGAGGUGAAAUAGAGCUACCGGGAUCCCACCUGUCUUCAAGUCCUGCCAUGGCAGACAAAUGCAUUUUCCCUAUAGAAGGGCUAUGCUCUAGCUUUUGGGUUUAGUUUGUUAACAGUGAGCAACAUUGUUUGUAUAUUUUGUACAGUCAUUAUUUAUUCAAUAAUGUCACUAUCAUGCUUAGAAGAAAAAGGCUCAGCAACAUGUAGACUUUUGGCAUGCUUAUACUGAUGGUGAGCGGCAAACUUUAUAUUGGGAUUUUGUUUCCCAUCUCAUUAAAAUGAAGCUAUCUUCACAACAGUACUGCCUUUAUUUUUAGACAUACAGUACACAUGUAUACUACAGUUCAUUUUUGAUAUGUGUAUUGUAGAUCGUGGUGAUACUAAUAUCCCUAAAUAGUGUGUUUACAGCUGUAUGUAUGCUACUUACAUAUAUGUACCUAGGGAACUCUGCUAUGUGGUUAAUUAGCAAAUGUAUACUUUUCUUUAAAAUUGUAAAGCCAAUGUAAGAUAUUUAUUGUACUGUAUGUGAGAGGGAUCACCACAGAAAUUAAGUUCCUUGUAAAUUUGCUGAAUUGAGAAGUGUGCCAUGUUAAAAGGGUGUUUAACCUCAAACUGUUGAAUCAAGGCAUUAAGCAUCUGGCACUAUUUUACAAUGAGGGGUUUGGUACGACAUGAAAUACAAUAUGAAAUGGUAAAAACUUGCACUGUUUAUAUACUUUUGUAUAUACUUUUGUAUGUUUAUAUCUUUGCAUGGUGUUAUUGCAAAAAAAAUGUAUUUAGAAAAUUGCAUGACCACAGGGCUUACUAUUGAAUCAACAAAUGAAAUAAUAAAAACAUUAUAUUACA